AACCAAGGUUAUUAUUUGUACAACAACAUUUGUGUUCAAAAAGCGUCAAACACGCCAUGCAACGCAAUUCAGAUCACAGAGGAUGUUUGUCUUAGCAAAGAAGAUGCUGGGUGUGAUGAAGUUUUAAAUAGCAAGUGCACAUCGUGUCAGAGUGAAUUGAUACUCGACAAUGGAAUGUGUAAAAGUUGUUCCUCGUCAAUACAAAACUGCACAAGUUGCUCCACUUCGAGCAUGGGGAGCAUCAUGUGUUCUGUGUGCAGAGAAGGGUUCUUUCCAGAGAAGACGUGUAAAUCGUGCAGAAUGAUAUAUGGGUGUGAGUUGUGUGUAAACUUGCUUGUUGGCAAUGUUGAAAGCACUCGAAUUUGCACAAAAUGCCUGAGUGGGUUUUAUUUGCAAGAUGGUGAGUGUCUCCAAAUCAAAAACUGUGUUGCGAACACAGGAAUAGAGUGCACAAAAUGUGAACAAAACUUUAUUGUGGAAGAAGGUGAAUGCAAAGAAUACACAACACAGUUGGGGUGUAUUGCAACUGAUGGUGUAUUUUGCACGAUGUGUUCUGAUGGAUUUUACUUGUCACAAGAAAGUCGGCGAUGUUUGUCGUGUUCAGUUGCGAGUUGCAGCAGGUGUGACACAACUGGCAAAUGUAUUGAGUGCAACACAAGCAACUCAUUGAAAGACGGGAAGUGUGAGAGGUGUGGGAUUGUUGGGUGUUCACGCUGCAACUCGACAGGUAGUGAUUGUCUAAGUUGUGACAAAACCCACUUCUCAACAACACUGCCAACAUUACAAUGCACAGAGUGUACCACAAUAACGAUUGGGUGUUUGGAGUGUUCAAGUGAGCAUUGUACAAGAUGUCAAGACGGGUAUUUCAUCAACACCACGGAUCACAAAUGCAACUCAUGCAAAAUGAUAAAGGGGUGCACAACAUGCUCACUUGAAACGGGGAAGUGCUUCAAGUGUUUGGAUGGGUUUUAUUUGGUGAGUGGACAAUGCGCUUUGUGCAACAAAACCAUCCAAAAGUGUGGAAGGUGUUCGAGUGAGUCAAAUUGCAACAGUUGUGAAGAGGGAUACUUUUUGGAGGAGAACACGUGCCACAAAUGCAGUGAGAUAGACGGGUGUGAGGUUUGCGACGAAUCAAGUCGUCUCUGUUUUAAGUGCAAAAACUAUUACACCGCAUUGGUAGAUGGAAAUGGAUACAAAUGUGUCGAUUGUGAAACUGCACACGAAAACUGUUCGAGUUGUUCAGUUGAUGGAAAUUGCACCGAAUGUAAAAGUUCUUUUAUGUUAAAAGAGGGUGUUUGUGUUGAGUGCUCAACUUCAAAUCCAAAUUGCCACGUUUGUGCAACGACAAGUUCGAGGUGUCUGUCGUGUGAUGUUGGGUAUGGUGUUGAUGAUAAUGGACAAUGCCAGAAGUGUAUUGAUGUGAAUUGUCUUGACUGUGAGUUGUAUGACAAAUGUUCAAAAUGCAAAGAAGACACAAUUCUCACAGAUGGGAGUUGUGUGAGUUGCAGUGUUGACAACUGUAAGACGUGCGAUUUGAAUGGGUUUUGUGUUGAGUGCAAAUCGAGUUAUUAUCCGAAUGAUGGUGUUUGUCAAAGCUACAAUUUGAGUUUUUUCAAUUGUGUUGAAACGUCAACAACCAGAAACGAGUGUUUGAAGUGCAAUAUAAAUUAUUAUUUGAAAUUGGGAAAUUGCAAUCCAUGUAACUUGUUUGAUGCCAAUUGUGUUGAAUGCAACAAUAGCACAUGUUUAAAGUGUUCAGAAGGAACAUAUCCAAGUGGGGUUGGAAAGUGUUCGUCAUGCAACACUAUGGCAAACUGCACAAAGUGCCAACAAACGGCGCCUGUUUGCACAGAGUGCUCUUUUACAUCUUCUCCAAGUGGGCAAUUGGUAAAUGGGUAUUGCAAAGAUUGCACUGUUGACGGCUGUGUGAAAUGCAAAACAAAAACGUCUGGUAGUAAUGUGUAUCCCGUUUGUGAAACAUGUGCACCGGGGUAUAACCUCAACUCAAAUGACGAAUUUUGUUAUCCAAACACGAUCAACGAUUGUGAAGAGUAUGAAACCAACACCAACACUUGUUCGAAAUGUAAAAAUGGGUUCACAUUGAAUGCAAACACAUGUCAAAGUUGUUCCAAUACACUGACCAAUUGUGAAGAAUGCGCGUCAACAUCGAGUUGCACAAAGUGUUCAGAGGGAUUUACUGUUGGCACAGACAACACUUGCCACACCUGUUCAGAUGUAAUACCAAAUUGUGAUAAAUGUUAUUCUGACACUUCAAAAUGCAAAGAAUGUGCAGUUGGGUAUUACGUCACAGAAGGUUUGACGUGUUCGAGUUGUGAUUCGGUGAUAUCAAAUUG
This is a messenger RNA of Entamoeba invadens IP1, 2354 nucleotides long. RefSeq names its product protein serine/threonine kinase. The annotation marks the transcript as partial. The record is from RefSeq and is a predicted model, not a curated record. The transcript has a single exon. NCBI's taxonomy places the organism in Eukaryota, Evosea, Mastigamoebida, Endamoebidae.